Rhopalosiphum maidis (corn leaf aphid) is the source of this 2220-nucleotide messenger RNA. RefSeq lists its product as uncharacterized. Gene Ontology annotation, biological process: triglyceride biosynthetic process. Gene Ontology annotation, molecular function: long-chain-alcohol O-fatty-acyltransferase activity; diacylglycerol O-acyltransferase activity. The record is from RefSeq and is a predicted model, not a curated record. The transcript has 6 exons. NCBI's taxonomy places the organism in Eukaryota, Metazoa, Arthropoda, Insecta, Hemiptera, Aphididae. Gene Ontology annotation, cellular component: plasma membrane. Bases 132 to 2120 code for a protein of 662 amino acids.
CUUUUCCGUUUCAGAAUACUGUUGAUAUUAUGCACCCGUCCUGCGACUUGUAUCCGAUCACUGCACAUCACCGUGACUACUAACAAUACUAUGUGAUUUGGCCAGCGAAACGCCGCGCUUCCGUAUCGAAAAUGAGUCUCGAGUACGGCCACGAACAUGGCCAUCACCACCGCCGGAGUUUUAUAUUUAUAUGGAUAUCAUUUGUGCUGGCCGUCAUUUCCACGCCAGUGUUUUGCGUGUGUUACCUGACUACAUUCAUUGGUAGAUUUGUAUUGUUACGAGUUCUAAAAAAGAUGUAUCCAGACUUGGAGUUCAUAAAGUCGGUGUCCAUUCGGUCUGCAAUGGAUACGCCUAAAAAUACAGGAUACGUUGUGGUAUUACUUAAAGUUAUUGGAGAUUUUGACAUUAAUCUGAUGAAACACACGAUUCAGACAGAUAUAGUGGAAAAAUAUGACCGGAUAAGCGGUCGUCCGUGUUACCCGCAUCUUCAGUGUUCGCUGACGAAGAAAUGGAUGCGAUACGCGUGGAUCAAACCAUCCAAGUUUUCCAUCGACAACCACGUGAUCGGAUUGCCGGAGACCAAGGCAGCAUCCGAAGACGACAUCAUGAAACACGUCAACGACAUAAUUGCGGUGCUCAUACCGCCCGAACUUCCGCAGUGGCAGAUCACCAUGAUCCCGGCGGACGAGGACACGUUCUAUCUGCUGGUCCGGAUACACCACCUGUAUUCGUCCGAGGACGGCGUCGGGCUGAGCGACCUGUUACUACUGAAACCGGACGACGGUGGUCUGAAACACGGCGAAACGGCGGCUGCGUCGUCGUCUACAGCGGACGCCGACAGCAUCCAGAACAUCCUGUCGACCGUGUACCAGGCGCCGACCGCGUUGCCCAGGCUCUGCGAACACCUGUCGGAGAUAUGUGCCAACACGUGGAACGAACUGGUGUCCACGUACGACCCGCUGGAGAACCCGAAGGUGUUCAGGCGCCGGCCUAACGUGUUCAUUUUCGGCACCAUGCUAGUGAUCGUUACCGCGUCCGCGGCCAAGGACAAGACCACCAAGCGGAACUUUGCGCACAAGUUGAAGCGGGAAAUGACGCGCCGCGACAUCCAAUUCCGAUACAUGUUCGAGAGUCUGAUUAACACGUUCCACCCGGCCCUGUGGGUUUCGAUCGCCUGGUGGCUGUUCGUCAAGUGCGUACUCCGGUUGCCCAUCACCAUGCUGCUGAUGAUCAAGAACACGUCCACAUACGUGUACUGGAUGUCCGUGCUGCUGCACUCGGUGUCCGAGCUGCUGUACCUGGCCCGGCUUAUAUACUACGCGCCGAGCACCGUCAUCCGGGAACUGGUGUUGCCGUUCUUCAGCGGCCCGGACCGCGGUGCCAUGCAGAAGCCGGAGGGCAGCAAGUGCGUGUACUGGUCGCGGCCCAUCGACCUGGACCUGGUCAACACCAUACACGACAACACGGGCGCGGCCACGUGCGAGAUCCAGCUGUCCAUGUUGGCCGCCGCGCUGCAGGAUUACUUCGACGUCACCGGCGUCCGGUUCUCCAAGAACGUGAUGACCACCACACGGUUCGUGUCCAAGGCCAACUUGUUCCAGCUCAACAACCGGCACGUGGUCACCAACGGGCUGCUGGCCCUGCCGCUGCCCAUGGACACCGACCACGAUCCCAUAUACAGCCUGCACGAGAUGCAGGAGUGCCUGCAAGAGGCCAUCGGCAACCAGACAGCCCUGUACAUAGCGUCCAUGUGGCAGAUCGACCACAGCCUGGCCACUUCGUUCCUACCGUCGCCGUUGGUCAGCUGCGGGCUGCACUUCCUAUCCAAGAAGUUCCCGCUGACCGUCACCUACGUCGAGGAACACAAGUUGGACCGCAAGCGACGGGUGUUGUUGUGGGGCCAAGAGGUGGACGCCAUCUUGUACUGGAGACCACCGCAAGCCAACGUCUGUAUGUCGUUAUCAAUAAUUAACUACGGCGGACAUUUGAGACUGGCGGUGAUGUCCGACGCGAAAAUGACUCCUCCGUGCAAAGAUAUUGUGUCCACGUACGAAAAAAAUAUCCCACAGUUUAUUACCGCCGCUGAGCACUAUGCGAAAAUUGUCAACACUUCGGAUUAGACUAGUAUUUUUUAUAUAUUUAUAUUAGGUUUAUAUUAAAUAAUGAAAAAAUCCAUUUUAUUGUUUUUAUAUUAAAAAUUAAACUAAAACUUAUAAAAUA